UUGAGCAGUGCGCUUGACCCCUGAUCACGCCAUAGCCAGAUCCCAUAGCUCCGUCGUCAUGAAUUCCCGACUCUUCACGGCAUGACACCUCCCAUUCCGAUCGCUUUUCGUGUGCGCUAAGGCCGCCAGUUGCUGCAUCACGGCGAGUGCUUUUCGAGGAGGAUCGUUCGUGGAUCUGGUAGCUCUGGUUUAAUCGCGAUGUGUUAAAGCCUACCUACUCAGCUUCCUAGCUGUGGAGAAUCUAUUUGUGAGGCCUUGAAUGGCGUGAUAGAGUAAUGCGAGUGUAGGGAAACCUGGCUGUCUUGUGUGCUGGAGUGCUGGAUUGAGCCGUGAGGUAAUGGUUUUGCUUUUUUGGAGGGAGUUCGUACCAGCUCUAGUGCUUGUCCACGAGUGUUGUGUGUGUUGUUUAUGCAGGAUGCUGGACGAAGUAGUGUGUAGUAGAAUGACACAGGUGAAUUUGGUAAUGGAUCAGCGGCAACAAAUCACUGAAAUAUCACUAAAAAUUGGACAUUGAAGGAGAUAAGUUAUUGUUGCCAAAUACUGAUAGGCGUUCUCUAUCCAUGUGCCUCAGUUAACAAGAGAUAUACGACGUCGCAAGAUGAACUCUGAGCAACGUAGAAAAGAGAGGCAGGCUGCAGGAGCUCUGGGGCAACCACCAGAGAUAAAAUUGAAUGAUACUUUUAAUCCAUUUCACAAUGAUAGCCGAUUUGAGGGAGGAUACGAGAUACUUAAAACUGUGCUCUUGUUGCCCGUAAUGGUGGUAAGAGUUGUAGUUUUUGUGACUUCACUUCUUUUAGGGUACUUAUUCACCAAAUUAGCACUGCUCAGAGCCAAGAAUGUAUUGACAAGUCCGUUUCCUCAGUGGCGUCGCUCAUUGAUGCUACCAGUUCGUCUGUGUGCUCGAGUGAACCUAUUUGCCUGUGGCUUUCAUUGGAUUCAUUUGAAAGGCAGUCCUGCCCCACGUCAUGAAGCUCCCAUUCUUGUGAGCAAUCAUGUGACCUUUGUGGAUCCGUUGUUUCUGUUCUUCAAGCAUCUGCCAGUAAUAGUCACAGCCUAUGAGAACCUCAACUUGCCCGUAGCUGGUGCCAUCAUUAAGGCGAUGCAGGCAAUUGCUGUCGACCGGAUUUCAAGAGAAUCCCGUCAAAGUGCAUCUGAUGCAAUCAAGCGGAAAGCUAUGUGCAAUGACUGGAGUCAUGUAAUGAUAUUUCCUGAGGCUACUACUACGAAUGGAAAACUUCUUAUUUCUUUCAAAGCGGGGGCUUUUACGCCCGGUUUUCCUGUACAGCCGAUUCUUAUUCGAUAUCCUCAUGUGCACAUGGACCCAUGCUGGGUUGCUGAGGGACCUGUUAUUUACUGGCUUCUAUUCCGACUGAUGACCCAGUUUCAUAACUUUAUGUCGGUUGAGUACCUACCUGUUAUCCAUCCGACUCUUGAAGAAACAAAAAACCCAAAUCUGUUUGCAGAACGAGUACGCCUUACUAUGGCUCGAGCAAUGAACACGUCUGUGACACAGCAUACAUAUGAGGAUGCUUAUAUGGCCAUGGAAGCAGUGAGGUUGAAGAUUGACAGUGCGUCUGCGCUUCUUGAAUUUGGGGAGUUCAAGAAGAUCUCUCCAUUCACAGUCAAAGAAGCUAAGCGAUGCUUAUCUAAAUUUCUGGCUUUGGACUGCUCGAAUAGGGGUGCCGUCACUUACAAGGACUACAUCAAAGCAGUUGACCUGCCUGAUUGUUUCCUUCUACAGCAGGUGUUCCGGUACUUCGAUCGUACUAAUAGUGGUCACAUCAAUUUUCGUCAGUACGCUACGGGAAUUGCUUUUAUAAGCGGUCAUUCAAGAUUCAAGGAAGUUGUGGAGUCAGCAUAUAACUUUUGUGGUGGUGUAGAGAAUCUAUUAGAUGAGACCGCAUUGCAUAGGAGUUUGCGUGUACUCAUGCCAUCAGUUUCAAAGCAACAGGUUCACUUGCUUUUUAACAGGAUUGACGUUAAUAAAGGUGGAUUACUUCGACAGACUGAUUUUUCUAGCUAUUGCGAUGACAACCCUGAUUUCCUACUAUUAUUUCUGAUUGGGAAAUCAAGUCUACUGUAGUCGAGGCUAUUGCACGAUUGGGAAUGACGCUACGUUUCAAGUUGUACUGGAGGGAAGAAAGCAGGAAUGAGAUGGGACUGAUUAGUGUUUUGAACACAAAAUUUUGGAGGUUCUUUGUCAAGUUCUAGUUACAACAGGUUGUGUCAAUUAAAGACGUAGAAGUAAAUGAUUCUACCACUGCUGUCGAGUAUCUUGCAAACUUUCUGCAAUGGAGGCUUGCUGCAUGCCCUGUGCUGAAUUUGCUUCCAAGCCAGUUGUGGGGUUUUGCUGUUGAGCAGGGAGCCUCUAAGGUCGGUCUCUGGUUUUCCACUCGAAGUGGGCAAGUUGUGGUCCUCCAUUGUGAUUGCAGAGGAAGGGUAUGAUGUUUAAAGACGCCUAAAUCAAUUCCUCGAAUCAGGCAUGUCUAGCUGGGUACUCUACGACAGUGGUCCAUUCUUCUGUAUCAUGUUGUACAAAUUAUAGGUGCCCUAGGCCCAGUGAUUUACAAAAGCUCAAUCGCCCAAACGGUGUGGACUUUCAAUUUUUUAAGCAAGUUCUACAUUCUUCUUAA
Messenger RNA from Physcomitrium patens, 2633 nucleotides. Lineage: Eukaryota; Viridiplantae; Streptophyta; Bryopsida; Funariales; Funariaceae. The record is from RefSeq and is a predicted model, not a curated record.